AUGUCACACAUGACGGACAAAAUGAAAGAGGACCUGGCAUACUACUGCUGCGAUCUCAGCGACUGCUCCGAGACCAGCGACUGCGACUCGUGCGAUGACGACACAAACGACAAGACCAAGACCCUAAAGGGGACACAAAAGCGGACCCGGUCGUCGGCGCCAACCAUCACCAAACGGCAACGAACAACUCGGGUCAAGAACGAACAUGCCGACUGUGCCGAGUGUUUGGAUGGCCCUGAGGACGACGAAGACUGUCCGUGCGACGACGGCUGCGAGGUCCUGACACUGUCCAACCAACAGGAGUUUGAGUCCUACAUCAAGUCUGUGUUGGCGGUUGACUGGGAAGGGGAGGGCACUCAACAACAACAGCAACAGCAACAGCAACAGCAACAGCAACAGCAACAGCAACAGCAACAACAGCAGAUACAGGCACAGACACAACCCCAACAACAGCCACAACCAAUUCCUCAAACACAAAACCAACACCUCUACCUCGACAACAGCGGCGGCAACAAUAACAACCACUCUUCGAAUAUAACUCCUCUAAUGGACAUCCAUAGCCGUCUCCAUGAACGCAUUCCGGAACACCUCCUUCACCACACACACUGCGACUUUGACCCUGUUUCGGACAUGGACAAUUUUUUGUCGCAUCUCAAAAACGAGCACUUGACGGUCCCUGAAAACUUCCCCUUCCAGCUCUGCCAGACACAUCCUGACCAUGCCCAUGGUGUCCACCAUGCCAACGGAGUCCAUGAUCAUCAUAUGGGUCACGUUGGCCAGCAACAUGGCCACCUGCAGCAUCUGCAGCAGCAUCAACACAGUCACGUGAACAAUCACGUGCACCCACAGGGCCACCAACACAACCACUCUGGUCAAAUGGGCUCAUCGUUCACACACAUGGCGGCACCGUCAAUCCCAACACCCACCAGCUCGUCAAACACUCCGGCAGACAAUGUUUCGUCCUUACGCUCCACCCUGAGCAUCCCGCAACCGUACCUGUCGCCAGCAAAAAUCCUGCAGUGCCAUUGGGGCAACUGCAACUACAACACAGACUCCGCUGAUGACCUGGACUGCCAUUUUGUGAAUGCUCACAAGUAUGACUUGAACCGGUACUCGCGUCACCAGACGGCUUGUGCAAACGCCAUGAAGGUGUAUCCCCAGGAGAAACGGCCUCCGGUAGGCAUUUCUCCCUUUCAAUGUGAGUGGAACCAUUGUCAUUUCCGCAGCAACGACCUCACCGAGUUUGUGUCGCAUUUGAUGGAGUCGCAUCAGCUGCAUACGUUUGAACACACUUGUUCUUCCAAUAACCAUUACCCUGGCAGCUUUUUGGAGAAUGUGUCAACUAUGCUUCCGCUGACGUCUACUCCGUCUUCCGAAGGGUCCCCCCUGAGUUACACGCCUCCUAGCACUUUUGACAACGACUUUGACUCUCCAAAGUAUGGCCAGAUGACCAAUCCGACGCCCAGUACGAGCUCCUCUACCAGUCCCAGCGUCAACAGUGCCGCCAACAGUGCUGCCAACAGUGCUGUGACCUCGACAGUAGCCAGUACGCCACCAGCAUCUGCUGCCCCAGCCCCAGCCCCAGCAGCCACGGUGCACACGUGCCAGUGGGUGUUGGAGAAGGACCCCAAGCAUGUGUGCAAACUGCAAUUUUCGUCGGCCAAGGACCUGUCUGAUCACGUGAUCGAGAAGCAUAUUGGCUCGCGGAAACCCGAGUACUCGUGCUCGUGGGACGGCUGUGAGCGAUGCGACAGACCCUUCACUCAGCGGCAAAAGGUGGUGCGUCAUUUGCAGACCCACACAAAGCACAGACCUCACCAGUGUCCUGUAUGUCAUUACCGGUUUGCCGAGGAGUCUGUGCUCAAGCAGCAUAUGCGCAUCCACAGCGGCGAGAAGCCCUUUCAGUGCCAGAUUUGCCACAAGACGUUUGCGGCGUCAACCGCGCUUUCGGUGCACAUGAGGAUCCACACUGGAGAGAAGCCGCUCACCUGCAAGUGGCCUGGGUGUGGUAAGCGGUUUUCCGAGUCGUCCAACUUGACCAAGCACAUGAAGACCCAUACUUUGGAGAAGCCGUUUGCCUGUCCUCAUCCGGGGUGUGACAAGCGGUUUGGAAGGAAUGAUCAGUUGCAGAGACAUGUCAAGACGCACGAGGUGAAGGAGGAACCUGAAUGGAAUGCUGGGUGGCAGCAAACCGUGGUUUAG
Yarrowia lipolytica CLIB122 is the source of this 2202-nucleotide messenger RNA. RefSeq lists its product as uncharacterized. Gene Ontology annotation, biological process: regulation of transcription by RNA polymerase II. The record is from RefSeq and is a predicted model, not a curated record. Gene Ontology annotation, molecular function: RNA polymerase II cis-regulatory region sequence-specific DNA binding; DNA-binding transcription factor activity, RNA polymerase II-specific. Lineage: Eukaryota; Fungi; Ascomycota; Dipodascomycetes; Dipodascales. Gene Ontology annotation, cellular component: nucleus.